CUAAUGCUAGCUAGCUACUUCUAAAGUCGACUAUUAGUUUGUGACUAGUGCACACUGACAAUGCCGUUCAGCGCCGAGGCCAUUAAGCCGCCCCUUCAUGACCAAAUAACAGAACUGCAGAGGAAAAUUCAACUUCUUGAGGGCGACAGAAGUGCAUACUAUGAAAUGUCUCAGUCAAGCAUCAAGAAAAACAGGAAUUCUAUCCUUCAGCUGAGGCAGGAGAACAAGAGACUACAUAAGAAGUUGGCUAACGCUCUUGCUGGGGACGAGCAGGUGAUAAAGGAGGCCUUCCAAAGCCGAGGCAUGGAGAAAGCUGCCUUCAGAAACAUGUCAGGGAAGGCUGCUCUCAAGGUGCUGGACCAGAAGGUGUGUGACAAGAUGAAGAAGCUGAACGCUCUAAAGCACACCACCCAGACGCACCGUCGUCGCCUGGAGGACCUACAGACACUGUACCAGAGUAUGAAGCUAGAGAACAGGGGACCAGAGAGAGACACGGAGAGACGCAGCGAGGAGGCCAAGAGUGAAGGAGAGGCGGCUGAGGAGCAUCCCCAAAAGAACUUGCGGGUGCUGGAGAAUCGUCUGGAGAAAGCCCAGCUGAAGUGCCAGGAGGCUGAACACAUCAUGAGAGGCUAUCUGAAACUAAAGGCCCACCUACAGGAGGAGAGCCUGACCUUCCAGUCCCAGCUGGAUAAACUAGAGGCUGAGAUCCUGAGACAGAGACAGGAGCUGAAGGACCUGCAGGUCCUGAACAGUGACGCACUGCUCUCCAAAGACACUGCCAAGGCAGAGCUGCAGCGUCAAGAAGAACAGAUGUAUAGGGAGAGGAAGGACAGAGAGUGUAUCCUCACCCGUUACAAGAAAGAGGCAGAGGACCGUAAGGCUCAGGCUGAGAGAGUGGAGAGAAGGGCCCAGCGGGCAGCCAUGCAGCCUGACGAGCUGAGUAGCGAUGCCCAGCGCAGUGCCACCGGGCUAGGGGAGGAGGAGAGGGCCAUCUCCACCUUCGAAGAGGCCUUCAGACGCAUCAAGGAGGCCACGGGGGUCACUGACACACGGGAGGUGGUGGAGAGGUUCAUCUCCCAAGGAGACACCCAGCAGCACCUGGAGGAUCUGAAGAAGGAGAACCAGAGAACCCUGGUACAGCUGAAGGAGGACAGGGACCGUCUGCAGGAACACUUCCAGGACAUCAAGUACUCCGGGGAGACUAAGCUCUCCAGUGGUCAGCAGAUGCUGGAGGACUGUAAGCGCCACCUGCAGGCGGAGCAGGGGAGACGCGACGCCACCAAGGAGCGUCUGGACUGGCUGACCCGUACCCUGAACACGGUCCGGGCCGGGGUGGAACACCUAUCUGACAAACUGCAGCACAUCAAGCUGGGUGAGCGACCGGAGCCCCAGCUGCCCCCCGGCUCAGAGGAGUACGUGGUGGAACUGCUGUCCCAGUCAGAGCAGAAGCUGCUGUUAUUGCAGGAGGAGCUCCAGGGGAAGGACCUGGCCGCCAUCAUGAAGGAGAUGGAGGAAGAGGAGUUCCAUGCCAGCAUCGAGGGGAAGCUGCCCCAUUGCAACACCCGCAUCAAGCUGCCUGAGGCUCAGAGACAGGACCCAUAUGAUGAAGAGGAGGAGAGCGGGGACGAUGAGGGUGACAUUAUCACCAGGGCGAUACUGAAGCACCAGUCUCAGCUCAUCAUCGACUCCAAGACUAAGAGGAAGACCAGGACCAAGAAGAAAAAGGGCAAGCUCUGAUCCUAGAUCAGUUAGGCUGGCUAGAGGCCACAAGAGCCAUAGAAAUAUAAUUGCUAGAAUGGGGAGUUUGUGUUUAGUGUGAGGUCAUAGGUCAUAUUUGUGCCCUGGAUUGAGUGAAAAUACAUUUGCUUAGAUGGCAUAGGGGACUUGAGUGAAAUCUUACUCCUCACAUAUAAUUCUUCAGUUAGCUAAAUAAUUAUAUUCCUUAUUAACUAAUGGAAUGCACAGUAAAUGUAUAUUGUAUAUUUGGGAUGAUACUGUAGCUAGGGGAACGUUGUGGUGGCAGAUCAUAUAGUACCUUGCAGUCAUCACAUUACCUACUUUAUGGAAGCAAGAUUUGAUUUUAUCACACAGCAGUUCAACACAAAAUAAUUUCCCACUUGCACCACUGAUUUGUAGAUUAUAAAAUUGUAAUCAAAAUAGGAAUGAAAAUCAAUAAAAAGCUUGAUUUGAAGAAUGACUCAAUCUUUGGAUAGGUAAGACCGCUCUAAUGCAGGGGUGUCAGACACACAGCCCGUGGGAUGGUUUUUUUGUAUAAUAUAUAUAUUUUUUAAUCUGCAUUGAAAUGACUUAAAUAUUGAAACUGUAGGAAUCAGGGCUUGACAUGAACCUUUUUAGCCUUUGGACAAGUAGGACAGAUUUUUUUACUUGUUUACUGAAUUCACUUGUCCCCCCCAAAAAAGGUCUUUA
Messenger RNA from Oncorhynchus mykiss (rainbow trout), 2427 nucleotides. NCBI's taxonomy places the organism in Eukaryota, Metazoa, Chordata, Actinopteri, Salmoniformes, Salmonidae. The record is from RefSeq and is a predicted model, not a curated record.